AUGGUUGCUGCAACAAACUUCUGGAAUCCUGUUGGAUGGGACCUUGGGGCCCUUGUCGUUGACGCGCGUGAGACAGCACCUCAGACUAUCACCUGGGAUUGUUACAAGCCUAUUAUACACGAAGAUGCGGGCACACCAACUGAGCUAAUGCUGCUAGCCGCGCUGGUUACUCGCCCGAUGGUCGUUCGAGUUUUCUCCUGUGGAUUUUCACGCGAUGUCGAGAGCGCAGUUGAGAUCACAACAAAAACCACGUCUGCCUAUCUCCCUGAUCUAGAGAUAGAGAAUGCUGUUGUCGAACUGUACCUACUACGGGGCGUCAUGUUACCUUGGGGCGCAAUUGCAUAUCAUGCGGACAGGAUGGAGGAAUGA
This is a messenger RNA of Fusarium redolens, 369 nucleotides long. RefSeq lists its product as uncharacterized. The transcript has a single exon. Lineage: Eukaryota; Fungi; Ascomycota; Sordariomycetes; Hypocreales; Nectriaceae. Bases 1 to 369 code for a protein of 122 amino acids. The record is from RefSeq and is a predicted model, not a curated record.